AUUGUAAACUAUGGCUCCAUAGCUAAAUUCUUUCUCCCCUCCAAAACUCAUUAAUACGGAGGAAAACAAACAGCGGUGCAAGUAUGGAUGAGAUAGGCGGAGGAGGUUCAGCUUGUGGACACCAUGGGGAGACACUUGAUAUAAAAGAUGAACCAGUAUCUUCAACCGCCAAUUCUGCCUCCCUUUUCACUAUUCCUUUCUGCCAAAAGUUGGUAGCCGAGUUUCUGGGAACAUAUUUCAUGGUGUUUGCAGGGUGCGGGGUGGUGGCGGUGGACGUGGAGAAGGAUCAUGUGAUCGGUCAAGUUGGAAUUGCCAUCGUAUGGGGAGUGGUGGUGAUGGUGAUGAUUUACACCGUAGGCCACAUCUCCGGUGCUCAUUUCAACCCUGCGGUCACCAUUGCUUUUGCCUCUUGCAAGAGAUUCCCUUUAAAAGAAGUUUUUGCAUACGUAGUUGUUCAAAUCCUCGCAUCAACUCUUGCAAGCGGAACCCUACGAUUAGUAUUCAACUGGAAACACAAUAAUCUAGGUGCAACAGUUCCUUCGGGAUCCGACCUCCAAUCGUUGGUGCUGGAAUUCAUUAUUACAUUUUACCUCAUGUUUGUUAUUUCUGGGGUUGCUACCGACAAUCGUGCUAUAGGAGAACUUGCAGGACUUGCCAUUGGAUCAACCAUUUUACUCAAUGCCAUGUUUGCAGGGCCAAUUUCAGGGGCUUCAAUGAACCCAGCGAGGACCCUAGGGCCAGCCAUUGUGUCUAACCAAUACAAAGGCUUAUGGGUUUACAUGUUGGGACCAAUUGCGGGAGCUGUUGCUGGUGCAUGGGCAUACAACGUCAUCAGGUUCACCGAUAAGCCUCUUCGUGUCAUCGUCAAAAAUGCAUCUUUCCUACAACGUAGCAAUGGACAAAAUCGCACUGAUAACAAGCCAAAUUGCAAGUGCCCAGAUGGAUGGACAUGCGCCAUCACCAAAACUGAGCCAUCUAAGAUUGGUAAACCAUUCGCAAUAUGUGAUGGAAGUGGUUGCACCUGUGUCACGUACGUAUUAACUCAAACAGUGGAGAGCUCUGCAGUUGCAGCAGCCAAAGCAUUCUGUGAGUGUGAUGAAGGUUGGUCUUGUGUUGUAUCCAAAUUGACUGAAGGCUCUGAAGCCGGAAAGACCUACUUUGAGUGUGGCGAAGGUUGCAUAUGUGUGGUAGAUGAAACAAACAACGUGAAGGUUGUGUGUGCUUGAGUUUUGCACCAUGUGGUUGAUCUAAGUGAACAAAGGGAAGAAGGAACCGAAAAGACUACACAAAUAUUAUUAUGUUUUUCCUAAAAUAAGCUCCGUGUGUCGUGUAAAAAGUAUGUGAAGUUUGUGUUAAUUUAGCUGCAGUAAUUAUGGUGUGUGUGUGACAAAAGACUCUUUAAUUGGCUUUUCAGAGGUUGAGGAGGAAAGUCAUGGUUUUCCAUCUAUACUAAUAAAUAAAACCCAUUUUCCGUCA
Molecule: messenger RNA, 1476 nt
Organism: Lactuca sativa (garden lettuce)
Lineage: Eukaryota; Viridiplantae; Streptophyta; Magnoliopsida; Asterales; Asteraceae
Product: aquaporin NIP1-1
Biological process (GO): transmembrane transport
Cellular component (GO): membrane
Molecular function (GO): channel activity
Source: RefSeq, a predicted model, not a curated record